CAGGAUCCCACUGCUUGCGCAUUUUUAUUUUUCCCCACUUGUGUCUUCGGUUGCCAUCUAUCGCCCAAACAACUCGCACCACAAACGAAAACAUCAUUUGUUAUCGUUCAAUUCUGCCACUCUCCCCCGUCAUCCCAUCGCACCGUCAUCAACAGGACCAUGGGGCGCAAGAAGAUUCAAAUCAAGACUAUUAUGGACGACCGUAACCGUCAGGUUACGUUCCAGAAGCGAAGAUUCGGCCUCAUGAAAAAGGCCAUGGAACUUAGCGUCCUUUGCGACUGCCAGAUCGGUCUUAUCAUCUUCAACUCCAACAACAAGCUGGUCCAGUACUCGUCCCAUGAUAUCGACCAGAUUCUACUUCGGUACACUGAGGUAAGAUGACGGCCGCUCUCAGUCUCCCUAGUAUUCCACAGCUUGCCUUUAACCGUGUGGGGCCAACUGAGCGAUCAAAUGAAUGGAGUUGAGAGCAGGGAAGUACAGGGAUUAACACUGGGACUCAUGGUUGGUUGAAUAGUACAACGACACAUGCGAAACAUACACCAACAAAGAGUUCCUCAACCUUGGGAACAACAAGGACGAGGACGAGGACGAGG
Molecule: messenger RNA, 593 nt
Organism: Gamsiella multidivaricata
Lineage: Eukaryota; Fungi; Mortierellomycota; Mortierellomycetes; Mortierellales; Mortierellaceae
Exons: 2
Coding region: 160-381 (73 amino acids)
Biological process (GO): cell differentiation; positive regulation of transcription by RNA polymerase II
Molecular function (GO): RNA polymerase II cis-regulatory region sequence-specific DNA binding; DNA-binding transcription factor activity, RNA polymerase II-specific; protein dimerization activity
Source: RefSeq, a predicted model, not a curated record